Messenger RNA from Nakaseomyces glabratus, 240 nucleotides. RefSeq lists its product as uncharacterized. Lineage: Eukaryota; Fungi; Ascomycota; Saccharomycetes; Saccharomycetales; Saccharomycetaceae. The record is from RefSeq and is a predicted model, not a curated record.
AUGCUGUAUUCUAGAAGGAGGAAUUGUACAGGCUCCAAAGAUCUAUGUUUCCAUGCACAGUUGCAAGAUUUGAGUGAUAUUGGUGCUUUGCUGUUCACUUUAGAAUUUACUGGUAAGAGAUACACAUAUUACAUUUUCCUCCGACAAACUCUGCAGACAGUAUGGCCAUUAUGGACCGGUAGUGUUCUUCCACAUUGGAUAUAUUCAAUUGCUUCCGUUGGUGGUCCAUCUUCACUUUGA